CAAUCAUUUAUACUACAAGUUACACCUUUAGUUACAAGAUACUCGUUGUAUUUGCCAGAAUGACAAUCGAUUACGAUGUUACGGCCACAACGUUCAACCUCCCUAAAGUGGAGCUUCACACUCACUUGGAUGGCGACGUCAGAGCUGAGACUAUCCUCCAUUUCGCAAACAAGAGAGGAAUAAAGCUACCGGCAAAGACAGCCGGAGAGGUUGUGGAACACAUUACAUAUGAUACGAUAGGCUCUCUGGACUUUAGCAAUUUUGACCUCGUAAAUGCAGUCGUUGGCGGCUGCAGAGAGGCACUCAAGAGGAUAGCCUAUGAGUUUGUUGAGACAAAGUUUAAGGAAGGUGUAAUCUACGUUGAAGCUCGCUAUAGCCCUCACUUUUUUGCCAACUCUAAAGUCGUUCCCAUAGUCUCUGGCCAGAUCCCAGGAGAUGUAACACCUGAGGACGCCCUUGUGGCUGUGCUUGAGGGAUUUAAAGAGGGUGAAGAAGAGUUUGGUAUCAAGGUCAGGUCCAUUCUUUGUUGCAUAGUACCUCACUCUCACUGGUGUGAUGAGGUGGUGGGACUAUGCAAGAAAUAUCGCGACAGAGGAGUCGUAGGAAUUGAUAUUGCUGGAGGAUUUCCCUUGGAAAAUGUUCUCUACUCUGACGAAGCUGUAAAGGCAUUCCAGGAGGCAGAAAAGUUUGGCAUACAUAGAACUGUGCAUGCUGACGAGGAAUACACACCAAAGCAUAUAAUGUACGCCAUUGAAGCAUUAAAAGCAGAGAGAAUAGGUCAUGGAUUGUGGGUUCUUGACGACCCAAAAGUUUAUGAAAAAGUAAAGGAAAAAGGAGUCCACUUUGAAGUCUGUCCAUGGGUCAUUUAUUUUGUAAGCAAAAGGGACUAUUUAAACAACCACCCAAUUGUAAAGUUCAAGGAGGAUGGAGUGAACUACUCGAUAAAUUCUGAUGAUUCGUUCAUGUUCCGUAAAGGUCUAAAUGGGAACUAUUCCUUCUUGGCAGAGAGGUACGGUUUUACCAUAGACGAAUUCAAGAGGACUAAUAUAAAUGCCGCAAAAGCUGCUUUUCUUCCAGAGGAUGAAAAGGAGCAACUCUUGGAGAGGCUAUACAAUGCUUAUGGAAUGUAGAGUAAUGACGAUGUUAGGCCCUUUAUAAUGACCACACUCACCUUGUAGAUGAAUGUUAUAGCCAUAAAUGUAGUUGUAUUUCCAUACUCAUACCGUGGAUGUUUUAACUCUUGUUUUUCAUG
Messenger RNA from Theileria equi strain WA, 1252 nucleotides. Its product is annotated as Adenosine/AMP deaminase domain containing protein. Gene Ontology annotation, cellular component: cytosol; external side of plasma membrane. The record is from RefSeq and is a predicted model, not a curated record. Gene Ontology annotation, biological process: inosine biosynthetic process; negative regulation of adenosine receptor signaling pathway; adenosine catabolic process. Gene Ontology annotation, molecular function: adenosine deaminase activity. NCBI's taxonomy places the organism in Eukaryota, Apicomplexa, Aconoidasida, Piroplasmida, Theileriidae. The transcript has a single exon. Bases 60 to 1130 code for a protein of 356 amino acids.